UGUGUUACUAUCAUACUAUAUAUGCAGACGUUUACAGUCAUGAAUGACACUCUUAGCCAUAAAACAGUUUUUGUAAAAGGUAUUCCUGCUUCGUGUUCAAAUGACCAAUUAAAAGAGACUUUCAGUGUACAUGGCCCAAUUAAAGAAGCAUUUGUUGUUAAGACAAAAUCUGAGCAUGAAAGCAAAAAAUGUAUUGGUUUCGUUACUUACCAAACCAAUGAUGACGCAAAAUCAGCAGUUAACGCUUCACCGAGUACACUGGAAGUGGACGGUCACAAACUAAACGUGAUUUUUGCAAAGAAAAAGAAAUUUUCCAAAGGGAAUAAGAACAAACGUAAAGCAGCAGUGAGUAAUGAAGAGGCUGGGUUUGAUAUCGUGCCGUUGGAAUGUGACAAUUCUGAUAAAACUGUCGAAAAAGUUGAAGAAGUAGCAACCAGUAAUAAAUUUAUUGUUGCUAUUGAAGGACUAAAGUCUAUUAAUGAUAUAAGUUCUUUAUGGAAGAAAAAAUCCUUGGGUGAAAUUAACUCAGCUGAUGUCAAAAAAGAAAAUGAAACAGUUCUCGUCUCAUUUCCAAACAAGCAAAAAGCUUUAAAAGCGACAGCUAGGAUAAAUAACACCUAUUUUAAUGAUGUCGUAAUUCAUGCUGCCUUGCAAGUUGAUACAGAUUCAAAGGAGUUUCGAAAAUCAUCUAAAAAAUCUCGGUUAAUCAUCAGGAACCUAAGUUUCUUCUGUACGGAAGAUGAGUUGAAAUCUGAGUUUAAAAGGUUUGGAAAAAUCACUGAAGUAAAAAUCCCAGUAAAACCAGAUGGGAAAAAACGUGGGUUUGCAUUUGUGCAAUUCUCACAUGUAUUGGAAGCGGGUAAAGCAAUAAAAGAAGUGAAUAUGAGUGAAAUUAAGGGCAGAAAAGUAGCAGUAGAUUGGGCUUUGCCGAGGGAAAAAUACCAAGAAAUAACGAAGUCAGAUACAAAAGAUGAAGAAGUACCAAAGCAAGAAGAAACUACAGAUUUAUCUGAAAAAGCAUCAAUUGAAGAUGAUUCUCAAAAAGAAGAGGAAGAAGAAGAGAAGGAGCAAGAGGAGGAGAGUGAGAUGGAGGAAGAUGAAAGUGAGGUGGAGGAUGAGGAGGAAGAUGAAGGAUCAUCUGAAGAUGAAUCAAUGGACGAAGAGAAACAAGAAGAGGGAGCAGUAAAAGACAAAGAAGCUGAUAAAAAAUCUAAGCCACAAAAACGAACAGAAUCCUCUGAUGUCCAUGAAGGAAAAACUGUUUUUAUCCGAAACUUGUCGUAUGAAUCUGAAGAGGCAGAACUGAAAAUUGUGAUGGAGAAGUUUGGGGAUAUAAAUUACUGUAAAAUCGUUAUAAAUAAAGCAACAGGCCUUCCAAAGGGUUCAGCUUUUGUUCAAUUCGCAACAAAAGAAGAAGCUGAAAAAUGUAUCGAGGCACCACAGAUUUCUCUAGAUGGGAGAGAUCUAUUCGUCACCCUAGCAACAACCCGUGCAGAGUCAACCAAGCUUGUAAAAGUAAAAAAAGAGGAGGGAAGAGAAAAGGAAGAUAAAAGGAAUUUGUAUCUUGCAAAUGAAGGCUUAAUAAGACCAGGAACCCAAGCAGCAGAAGGUCUCAGUGAGAUAGAGCUGAACAAAAGACAACGCAUUGAAAAUGCCAAGAGGCUCAAACUAAAAAAUUCCAAUAUAUUUGUCUCUACAACUCGACUGUGCGUUCAUAACCUACCAAGGGCAGUUGAUGACGCAAAGUUAAAGGAAUUGGUAAAUAAGGUAUUCGAAAAUGAAAACAGAAAACCAAAGAUUAUUGAGUGCAGAGUGAUGAGGGAUCGGGAAAAAAAGACCAGCAAUGGCGUUGGGCGUUCAUUGGGUUUUGCAUUCGUUGCAUUAACAAAACAUGAAGACUCAUUGAAAGCACUUCGUUCACUUAACAAUAACCCAGAAAUUUUCGGGGCAUUAAAGAGACCAAUUGUUGAGUUUUCACUCGAAAAUCGUCUCGCAAUUGAGGCUCAAAUGCAGAAAAGAAAGCGGCAAUUGACAAGAAAUGAGCUAAAAGGAGCUGUUGAGAACACAGCACCUAAAAAGAAGAGAAAAUGGGAUGUUCCAAAACCCAAAGUAGAGAAGAGUAAAGUCACACCUUCUCCAAUUCUGAGUAAAGUAGACCGAAAACCGUUUCAGGGAAGUACAGGGACCACAUUAAGCGGGAAAAAGCUGAAAAUGCCAAAGCAUUCUGGCCUAAAAAUUCGAAAACGGAACAAGGGCAAUGUUCUGGCACAGAUUAAAGAGAGCAAGAAAUUGAAUCGGCCACCAUCUGUAAGAAAUGCCCAAGCAAAUAAGAAGCAAGCACGUGCUGCAAGACCUGAACCACAACAACCGAAAGAAAAAAGGCAAAGAAGAAGUGGCAAGAGUAAAGACGUCCAAAUGGAAAAUGAUUUCAACAAAUUAGUUGCUAAGUACACUUCAAAAUUCAGUUCAAAAUUGAAGGGCAAAUGGCAUGAAAGUUAAAUGUUAAAAAUGACGAAUUAAUACAUUAUGGAAAGGUUGUAAUUUUUUAAAGAUGGCAACUAUGACA
Ciona intestinalis (vase tunicate) is the source of this 2566-nucleotide messenger RNA. The record is from RefSeq and is a predicted model, not a curated record. Lineage: Eukaryota; Metazoa; Chordata; Ascidiacea; Phlebobranchia; Cionidae.